GCGCCCGUCGUCGAGCUGCUUCGCGAAAGGAGUGCCAAAAAGCGAGCAAGCUGCGCCGGAAGGGGGUAGCCCGGGCUUCUCGCGAAGGCCUCAAGAUUUCGGACGCGACGGCGGCCCUGGACCUGCGCGCCCAGUCGCAAGCCCAAUCGGAAUUUGGCCUGGAGCAGCAGCCCCAGCAACCCCAGCAGCAACACCACCACCAUCAUCAGCCCCAGCAGCCGCAACAGCAGCACAGUCCCAACGAGCAGCAGCCGCAACCGCCGCAGCAGCAGCUUCACCACCAUCAUCAGCAGCAACCGCCGCCCCACCAGCAGCAGCAACAGCAGCAGCUGCACCUCCAGCAGCAGCAGCAGCAGCAGCAGCAGCAGCAGCAACAACAGCAGCAGCCACAAAAUCCGGCGGAGGUGGUUCGGCCUCAUCAGCCCUACCAUCAUCAGCCGCUCCAGCAGCAGCACCUGCAGUACCAUCCCCAGCACCAUCCCGGUAACCACCAUCACAGUGGCGAUUCGGGGGGUGGGAUAGACGGAGGUGGAGGAGGUGGCGGCGGAGGAGGUGGUGGCGGCCCAGAGCACAAUAGUGGUGCUGCUGCGGUUGCAGCCGACGGAGCGGGCAUCAGGCCCGCCAAGCUCCACAACGAGGACGACGAGGACAUCACCGAAAGGGACGAGGACGAGGACGACGAGGAGCCAAGCUCACCGGAACCCGAUCUCGCACCCGAGCCAGAGCCCAUGGAGGUUCAGGCAUCGGCGGUAUCCGCUGCGGCGGCCAAUUUACACGCGCUCAGACAGCAUGUUUUCAAAAUGUCAGAUUACUGGCAGCAACCUCAGCGAGGUCCACCUCAGCACUCGCCAGGCAUGCAGCACAGUCCGUUGCAAAACUCGCAGCAACAGCAGAACCAACACAGCCAACAGAAUUCCCUACACAGUCCUCUUGGUCAGCAGCAGCAGCAGCAGCAGCAGCAGCAGCAGCAACAGCAGCAGCAACAGCAACAGCAGCAGCAGCAGCAACAGCAGCAGCAGCAGACCAAUACCCAACAGGUGCAGCAGCAUACGGCCAACGGUGGACUCGCGCAGACUGCUUCGCAGCUGCAGCAGCAGCAGCAACAACAGCAGCAACAGCAGCAUGCGAUAUCCAUGGCACAGGGUUCUCAGGGAACACAGCAUCAGUCUUCCCCAGCGCCUACCACGCCAUCGCCGCAGGCUGACCAUCAGAACGCUAUUGCCUCGAGCAUGGCCCAGAGUCUACACAGCCUCGCCCAGGCACAGGCUCAGCAGUCGAUGUCACAGGCACCGAGCCCAUCGCUGGCCGUGCAAGCGGUUCAAGCAGCUCAAGCGUUAAACACAAAUCUCGGCCAGGCCUUAAGCCAGGCGUUGCAGCAGAAUAUGCAGCAGAACCUCGGCCAAACCCUUCAACACAACUUGGCCCAGAGCCUUACGCCAAGUCUGUCACCACAGCAGCAACAGCAGCUGCUGAAUCAACCACAGAACUUGAGCCAGGCGAGCCAAAAUUUGCAGCAAAAUAUGCAGAACCAAGCGCAGAACCUCAGUCAGUCGCUGCAGCAGCAGGCGCAAAACCUCAGCCAAAGUCUCAACCAACAGACGAUGCAGCAGCAGGCACAAAACUUGGCACAGCAGGCCCAGAAUCUCACGCAGAAUCUUCAGCAGCAGGCGCUCAAUAUGGCCAAUUCCAUAAGCCAGAACGGUCUUGCUGGCAUGAACGUAACGAGUAAUCAACAGCCGCAAAACAACCAGAACUCGAUGAUGAGUCCUGGACCUGGCAGUCAAGAUUCGCACGAAGCCGCGCUCACGGAGAAGCUCGUCAACGAGCUACAGUCUCGAGCAGCCAACCUCGUGGGGAGCGCCGCCGGCGGUGGCAACGCGGCCGCAGCUGCAGGAGGAGGAGGAGCAGGCGCCGGCGGCAUGGGCAACAUCAGCGAUCGCACCCUCGAGGAAUGCUGGUCCACUCUGCAGCGAUUCUUCUCGCAGAUAUUCAUGCACAAGAACGCGAUGCAGAUGCACGCGCGGGAGCUGAGCGUGGCGCAGAACGCGCUGAACGCGGCGGCGGCGGCCGGUCGUGGACCGGGAACCGGAGGCGUCGGUGGCGUCGGGGGUGGUCUUGGCAGCUUAGGUGGUGGCCUCGGCGUUGGAGUUGGCCCUGGUGGCAUGAUCACCGGCAACGAGGUUAAGCCACAUCAAUGUCAGCAGUGCCUCAAGUCAUUCUCGAGCAAUCAUCAGCUCGUGCAACACAUCAGGGUCCACACGGGUGAAAAACCCUACAAGUGCAGCUACUGCGAUCGCAGGUUCAAGCAGCUCAGCCACGUGCAGCAACACACGAGGUUACAUACCGGCGAGCGGCCGUACAAGUGCCACCUACCCGACUGCGGCCGUGCCUUUAUCCAGCUAUCAAAUCUGCAGCAGCACCUGAGGAAUCACGAUGCGCAGGUGGAACGCGCGAAGAACCGGCCGUUCCAUUGUAACAUUUGCGGCAAAGGCUUUGCUACGGAAUCCAGUCUCAGGACCCAUACGUCGAAGGUCAGUCAUAAUCAUUGCCAAAUGCUACUAGCCUCACAAUUACUGCCGAAUCAAGUUGACAUUAGGGAGCUGCAACAGCGUGUCGUGUUCCAGCAACACAACUCACUAAUCGGUGGCCCCAGCGCCACAAGCUGUCCUGUCUGCCAUAAGCUAUGUCUCGGUGGUGAAGCCCUCAUGGAACACAUGAAGAUCACCCAUAAGGAUCCUAAUGCCUCCGGUGUUGCCAUUCCCACCGCUGACUGCACGACCUCCGUUGCCGGGGUUUACUUAGCCAAAAGACGCACCGCCAACCAUCCGUGUCCGGUAUGCGGCAAGCACUACGUGAACGAGGGCAGCCUCAGGAAGCAUCUUGCCUGCCAUCCGGAGACCAGUCAACUCAGCACCAGCCUAAGGAUGUGGCCAUGUUCCGUAUGCCAAUCUGUUUUCACGAACGAGACUGGUUUGCUAACGCACAUGGAGCACAUGAGGAUGGAUCCGAAGCAUCAGUUCGCAGCGCAAUACGUGCUGAGUCGAGCGGCAGCGGAGAAGCGGGAACGCGAGCUCCUCGCUGGCUCGAGUCUGGAACGUUAUCUCUCGUGUUCAGGAGCCGGCUUGGGUGUCUUCGGCAGUCAAAUGGGUGGACCCCAGAAUCUUCAGCAACCACCGAUGUGUCCUUCGCCAUCAGCUCACUCGGAUAGUAGCAGCGGCAAUGGCAGACUGUCGUCGGCCGGCAGCGAAACUGAUUUUUACGCAGGCGCCGGUCUAUUGAAUAACAACAAUAACAAUAACAACAACAACAAUAUGGCGUCGCCGGGUCCGAGUGGCAAUAAGCUCAGUGAAAUGCUGAGAGCUGGUAAUCAACAGACGACGGCACAACAGUACCACGACGAGAUGCAGUCGCAGCAGCAACGGAUGGCCGUUAUGGCAGCCGCCGUAUCAGCAGGUCUGCAAAACUCGGUAUCGCCAAAUCUGUCGCCCGUUGAAGUGGCGUCGCUCGCGGCGGCCAUGCGAAUGGGUAACAAUGGUGACAUGAGUGGGGCAGGUCAAGGAUCGACAGGCGGACCAGGACAGCAGCAGGGCGUUCAGUCAUCGGGCACUGAACAGGCAAUUAGGCUACAGCAGGCCGAGGCGCUGCUACGCUCGCAGGCCGAGCACGCACUUAGGCUCGCUGUGUCGCAAGCGGCUGCAGCAGCGGCGAGUUCUGCGAAUGACAUGAGACAUCAUUUGGGACAGCAUAAUGGCGGGGGUAGUACUGGCAUCCCAGGACACCACACUAACCAACAGCUUUCUCAACAAGACACGCUAUCUCCAGACUUGGGAGAGGCAUUGAGACUUCAAGAGCAGCGGUUAGAACAUGCGCUAAGGUUGCACACGGACCCGCGGGCCCUGAGCUUUACCCUCCAGCACGUGGUUAACCAACAGAACAAUCAGCAACCAUGAAAAUUC
Phymastichus coffea is the source of this 3956-nucleotide messenger RNA. RefSeq lists its product as uncharacterized. The coding region runs from base 729 to 3950 and encodes 1073 amino acids. The record is from RefSeq and is a predicted model, not a curated record. The transcript is spliced from 13 exons. NCBI's taxonomy places the organism in Eukaryota, Metazoa, Arthropoda, Insecta, Hymenoptera, Eulophidae.